GUUUGUGGCGUCGUGGUGGAAGGUAUUCGACUGUUUCAUCUCCGAGUCUUAGCCUCCUGAGUAAACGUCACCUUUUCUCCAUUUGUUAGAGAUGCGUGUGUCUGUGUCUGUGUUGGUGCUCGUGUUGACUGCCGUGGUCGGGACGGUGGCAGGUGGGAGACAGAAGCGUUACAUCUUCGUCAACCCGGAAGCUCCCAUCAGCUUAGGCUUUCUCCUCAACAUGCCCAUCUCCCUCGCCCUCCCGACACUGGCACCUGUGAACGGACGCUCCUUCCAGCUCCACAACUUGGUGGGAGAAGACGAACUGGCCGAAGACCUUAUCUGGGACCCCGCCUACGAGCAACCCUUGAGCAAACUCCUGGCUUACUUCACUCACCUUGAGCUGCCAAACUUGUCGUGCCAGGAGCGUCUCAUCUGUGAGUUGGUCUCCGAGCCCGACAGCUUCGCGCCCAUUGGCCAGAUUUUCAUGAAGGAGCUGAGAUCGACUCAUGGACCAGUGGAGAUGACCUCAGACUCUCUGAUGUGGCGCUACAUGACGGCCGCUCGCCAGGGUUUUACUUCUCCUAUUGAGGGCUGUGCCGUUGCUUACCCUAAAUGUCCUCUGGCGGCAGAUCGUAUCCUGAACAUGCCCGUCCUGAAAGUAUGGCAGUAUAUUUCUUCAAAGUUGAACUUGCAACUCAUAUAAACACCCAAUUUAGUGAUAUGUUAGUGUUAAAAACAAAUGGGGCAGUAAACAGGGAGUUACAUUAAACUUUGGAGAACCAAGAUGAGUGAAAUUCAUAAAAUUAGAAUAUGAUACUGUACUUUCUUUUAGGGUGUUCAACGUACGUUCCUCGUUGUUGGGGUAUGUUUGGAAUAAUGAUCAGUCAACUCACCUUUCAUAACUUCUGGUGAUACGUAAGCUAGUGAUAUGUCAUUACUGGGCAUCAAAUUUAUAGGUGAGACAGUGUGAACUGUGGUAUCCAUUUGUAAAUGUGUUUAAAUCUAAGAUAUUUAGCGUUUGGUUAUUACCACAUUGUUUAUACACCAAUAGUAACCAGAUCAGAGAAUUACAACACUAAUGAAUAUUUUGGCCAAAAAUGUUUUAAGCGUUGUAUACAAUAAAAUACUUACAUGGCAGCAUAUAUUUACAAUAGUCUACAUACCGUAUAUGAAGCAUCAAUGGGCGUCCUCUCGAGGAUGCAGCAUAAUUUCAACUAUUUGCUCAAUAAACCUACUAAAAGAUGAGAAAGCUCAAUAACUGGUGGAACUAAAAUGAGAAUUUAUACCGGUUUAAACAUAUCAAGUCUAGCUGUUAUUAUAUCAGAUAAUUACGUUAUUCAAUUGAGUUCCCAUUAACAUUUAGUAGCUUUGGGUUAUUUGCUCACAUGCUUACAAGACUGGAGGAGGUCCCCAAUACCAUGUGUGAAGCUUCAAAUGUUUUUUUUUUUUAACCUUUCUAUGCAUCUUUUCAGUUAUAGUUGUUCACCCAGGUGUGGUCGUUCGUCUUCCAAGCAUUUUGUAGUAAUUAGGGGUUUUGACAGAUCACUUGUUAGACUUCACAUAUUUAUUGUUGCUCAUUUAGUAAUGUUACAAUUAUUUAUUGUAACUCAUUUUGUGGGGCGUUGCGUGAGACAGUAUCGAACCCGCCUGGGUUUCAAGAAUCCGUUUUCUAUGGUCUCAUGCUCUACAAAAUGGUGUAGACGAAAACGUCAUUGAUCGUCAUUAUCCUACUGAAAUUCCAAUGUGUCUAGGUUUCAAGGGGACAGAAAAUGCCAAUAUUGGACGUAAGACAGUGAGCAGCAGGCCAAAGCAAAGUUGAGUGUUCAUACUUUGGUCAGACUGACCUAAGGACUAAAAACCCUUCAAGGGGACUGACCCUCCCUCACACCAGCAGCCAAUCAGCGUCCAGCGAGCCUCUGCCACGUGGUUUAAUGUUUACAAUGUAGCCUGCCACGUGGUUUAAUGUUUAUAAUGUAGCUUCUGUCAUGUGGUUUAAUGUUUAUGUCUCGCGUGCUUAUAAAUCUGAUGUAUUUUGUGCUUAACAUUCGUGAAUAGUGAGUGUCUCAGAUACUGUAGUGAUAAUAUAAUCAGCCAAUGGUGUCUGGAUAUUUACCGAACCGAAGCGUAAGAGGAGUGCGGAGACGUGACAACAAAGAGGAAAAGGAACAGAGGUGAGGCGUAUAAACAUGAGUUGUUAGUACUGAAGUAAUUAUUUAACAUAAUUGUUAUAUUCAUGUUAAUACACCUUUUACUUUGUACCAUUUAUGUGUUUAUUGCUGCAUUUGUGACCAUAUCUUCUCCUUUACAUAAAAAAAAUCACAAUCAUAAGCUGUUAAAAUUCCUACAAAAUGAGAUAUUAUUCACUAAAUCAAACAAUAUUUGGUGAUGUUAUGGAUUUUUCCAUGUUCAAAAAUCUUUGAUGCCUUGAUUUCUCCUUUAAAAAAAUGUAGCUCGUUAUUGUCUGACGCAGCGUCUCAUAAUUAUAACAUUGUGUUUAUCAGGGAAAAUUGACUGUAUGUAUAGUACAUGCUUUACAAUCUGUGUUAUAUCCUGCCAAGUAACUUAAGAUGUAUUGUUGUUUGAGUUUCUUUUUAAUUUUAUAUUUGAAGGUUAACAGGUCAUGUCAGCCACAUAUAUAAUACAGACAGGCAUCCUUAACUCUGUACAGUUUCUCGCUCCAAAAGGUAUCUUUAUGGAGGGGUUCGGUGGGUUUCAAAAUGAACACCGAGAGUCCGAGAAUCCCGUGGUGUCGGUGGGGUUGUCAUAAACCUUCAUACGUUGUCACAUUCUGUCUGAUUCACAAAAUUGUAAAGAUAUUUUUGGGGAGUGAUUGUACUUUGGUUUCCAUUUUUUUUUGUCGUAUCUGGAAAAGGUUUUAAAUACCUCUCCAUGAGUUGUUAUCCUCAAAAUUAGAACUUGAAUACCUCACGUCUCUAUACGUUAAAGAGAUAAUGAUCAAUGUUCUUGGUCUAUGGCUGUGAAGUCAUAAUUAUAGCUCAAUGUAGCCUACACUUUUCAACUACAGUAUAAACCUGUAAUAAAUGUGUUAAUGUCCAUUUUCAUGGAGGUGAAAUGCUAAGUUAUUCAUUUCCAAGCUGUUCAGGUAGAAACGAUUGGAUUGUUACCCUUUAAAAAUUUUAUUUUCCUGAAAGUCCUUGGUAAUACUUUUUGACAACUGGUACCAUAGGAGUUUGUUACACCAUUAAUCUAUAAUGGUAUCCACUGUAAAUAAGCACAAAAAUGGUUUAAAAAAAAUUCCCUUCGUGAACACUCAGUUAAGCAACUCCAGUAUUCCCAAUGUAGUGGGAUAAUUCUUGUAAGGUGCGGUAGAAAUCCACAUAUCCUAAGUGAACUGUUCCUUAGAAUUACAGAAUUAGUAUGUUAUAGAUAUCUACGAGUCCCCUCUGUGUUACUGUAUGUACCUUGUGUGCCCUUUGCAUAUUCAGUAAGCUCUUAUUGUACUUCAAAGGCAAUAUAUGUUCUUGCAAAUGUGAAUUCUCUCUACAGGGUGCCCAUUUUGUAUAGGAUCCUGUUAAAAGCUGAGAUGUGUGUAACCCAUUUCUUUACCUUAAAAUGUUCCAAACCAAAGAACACUCCUGUCCUUAAGCUUUUAACCCGAAACCUAUCUUAACAAUCUCAAAUUUGAAUACCAGUACUGAUGUGAUAGUGUAUACUGUCCAGUAUACAGUUUGCAUUCAUCAACUCUGAACAAGCUGCUUGUUACCUAGCAUUGUUGGUACAGUAUAGUAAAAGAGUCUAUAAAUACAUUAUACUAGAAGCUGCUGCUUCCUCACUGGUAAAGCACCACUGCCAACACUAUCCUUUCCUGACUCAUACAUUUAAGAUAUUUCUACAGUCAACAUAACUUUGCUUAGGCAUUCUUCUCAACACAAAUUUUAGGUAAGCUAUAUAAGUUUUACAGUAAACAUGAUUUUGCUUGAGUAGACUAGUGCAAAACUGUAGCUGAAAAUUAUCAGUGAUUAGUGUAACCAUAGAAGUUUGUGGGUCACAAGUGUGUACAUGUGUGCUUUGAGAUGUGUAGAUACGAGACAGGAUGAUCAUAAGU
This is a messenger RNA of Homarus americanus (American lobster), 4048 nucleotides long. RefSeq lists its product as uncharacterized. The record is from RefSeq and is a predicted model, not a curated record. Bases 92 to 685 code for a protein of 197 amino acids. Lineage: Eukaryota; Metazoa; Arthropoda; Malacostraca; Decapoda; Nephropidae. The transcript has 5 exons.